Nerophis lumbriciformis (worm pipefish) is the source of this 2433-nucleotide messenger RNA. NCBI's taxonomy places the organism in Eukaryota, Metazoa, Chordata, Actinopteri, Syngnathiformes, Syngnathidae. The record is from RefSeq and is a predicted model, not a curated record.
AUGGGAGUCCGGGAUUCAUCUCUGCGACGUGUGAUGCAUGUUUUUGCCCUCGUUGUUGUUCAGAUGUGCCUCGUCGAGGGAGACCUGAGCUAUUCUCUUCCAGAGGAGAUGAAACGGUCAUCUGUUGUUGGAAAUAUUGCCAAAGACCUGGGUGUUGACCCGAGGACAUUGUCUGCACGGAAUGCUCGAAUUGAUGUUGAAGGGACGCGUAAGCAGUAUUGUGAAAUUAAUAUGAGCACUGGUGACUUGAUCACAGUGGAGCGAAUUGAUAGAGAAAGUCUUUGUGACAAAAAGCCCUCAUGUAUGAUAAAACUGAAUCUGGUGUUAGAAAAUCCACUGGAACUGCAUCGCAUUGUUAUUCAUAUUCAAGAUGAAAAUGAUAAUUAUCCUAAAUUCAAAAACAAUUUGAUUGAAAUGGAAAUAUGGGAGUCAGCAGAAAAGGGCAGCUGUUAUUCCAUUGAAAAGGCUCACGAUGCAGAUAUUGGCCAAAAUGACGUUCAACGAUACAUUUUACAGAAAAAUGAGAAUUAUAUUCUUAAUAUUGACAAUAAUAAAGUUGAGCUUGUUCUCGAAAAUAAGCUUGACAGAGAAAAGCGAAGUGAGAUGAAUUUGCUUCUCACAGCUUUAGAUGGCGGCUCUCCUCAGAGAUCAGGUACCGUAGUCAUCCACAUUACUGUACUGGACGCUAAUGAUAACACCCCUGUAUUCAGUCAGGCCGUUUAUAAAACCAGCCUGCCUGAAAACUCUCCUUCAGACACAAUUGUGAUUAAAGUUAGUGCUACUGAUGCUGAUGAAGGAGUAAAUGGAGAAGUGACGUAUGACUUUGGCCAUGUCUCAGAUGAUAAUGUGAAUGUAUUUUCCAUUGAGCCUUCUACAGGGGUGAUUAGAGUCAAAGGUUUAAUUGAUUUUGAAGAGAAAACUUCGUAUGAGAUGAGUAUCGAAGCUAAAGAUGGUUUAGGCCUAACGUCCUAUGGAAAGUUAGUUGUAGAUGUUACUGAUGUAAAUGACAACUCCCCUGUGAUCAAUAUAAAGUCAUUGUCUAAUCCAGUCGCAGAGAAUGCAUCACCUGGCUCUGAGGUGGGCAUUAUUAAUGUGCAGGACAGAGACGCUAAGAAAAACGGACAAGUCCGCUGCUCCAUUCAACAAAACUUUCCCUUUAAAUUAGUUGCUUCAAUUCCAAACUAUUAUUCUCUGGUAACUACUGGACAACUGGACCGUGAAUUGGUGUCUGAUUACAACAUAACAAUCAGUGCUACUGAUGAGGGAUCGCCUCCUCUAUCCUCCUCUAAGAGUCUUCAUUUGUCUGUAGGAGAUAUUAACGACAACCCACCCAUUUUUGAUGAAGAUUCCUACAGUGCUUAUGUGAGUGAAAAUAACCAAGCAGGCUCCACUUUAUGUUCCGUUAGCGCCCGAGACCCCGACUGGAGACAGAACGGUAGCGUGAUUUAUUCUCUGUUAGCCACAGAGGUGAAUGGUGCCCCAGUAUCCUCCUUUGUGUCUGUUAACGGGGACACGGGGGUUAUUAACGCCAUCAGAUCAUUUGACUAUGAACACUUGAGGAGUUUUCAAGUCCGUGUCAUGGCCAGAGACAACGGUUCUCCUCCACUGAGCAGCAACGUCAGCGUCAGUGUGUUUGUCUCAGACGUAAAUGAUAACUCUCCUCAGAUACUCUUUCCCGCUCCAGAGGGCAACUCCUUCAUGACCGAGCUGGUACCCAAAGCUGUGCACGGAGGCUCUGUGGUGUCUAAAGUGGUCGCGGUGGACGCAGACUCAGGACAAAAUGCUUGGCUGUCCUAUCAUAUAGUCAAGUCCACAGAUCCCGGACUUUUCACCAUCGGUCUCCACAGUGGAGAGAUCAGGACUCAGCGGGACAUUUCGGAAUCUGACAACAUUAAACAAAACCUGAUAGUGGCAGUGAAAGAUAAUGGACAGCCCUCUCGCUCUGCCACCUGCUCCAUGUAUUUAGUUCUUUCCGAUAACUUGGCUGAGGUGCCAGAACUGAAGGACAUUUCCUACGAGGAGAAGAAUUCCAAACUGACCUCUUAUCUGAUCAUUGCCCUGGUGUCUGUGUCCACCUUCUUUCUGACCUUCAUCGUCAUCGUCCUGGGUGUGAGGUUUUGUCGCAGGAGAAAGCCCAGACUGUUGUUUGACGGAGCAGUUGCUAUCCCUAGCGCCUACUUACCUCCUAAUUACUCAGAUGUUGAUGGAACGGGAACUUUACGCAGCACCUACAACUAUGAUGCCUACUUGACAACGGGUUCCAGAACCAGUGACUUUAAGUUUGUAUCUUCCUACAACGACAAUACGCUGCCUGCUGAGCAGACGCUGCGGAAAAGUCCAAGUGACUUUACUGAUCCUUUUGAAGACCUCAAUAAGGCUGGAGAGCAUCAGAUAGUUUGUGUUCGACAGGAGAUUGAAAUUUUUGAUCACUGA